UUUAAAUGGAGAGAGGCAUAUCCUGAACUGCCUCUGUCUUUCUCCAUUGGGAAAAAGUUCUAGAUGUAGGCAUCUUCUGCUCCAUACAGCUUGCUGAAGACUCUUCCAGGCUUUAAGUGAUUAAAAAGGCGAAGGACUCAAAAAGCUAUCAGAGGAAACUAUUUGCCAGAAAUGGUUGAACCUCUGGGCAACCGGUAUGUUGUCACCCGGCCAGUAUAUUCAGAUCUAUCAUUUUGUGAAGAGCACCAGAAAGUGCAUAGAUACCAUAAAACUUUGGUGGAUCAUCUCAGAGUAUGCUUUAGGUGUACUCCCAAAAGGGUAAAAACAGCUGCUCUUAAUUUGUUUCCUGUGGCUUCCUGGUUACCCACAUAUCAGAUCAAGGAUUGGCUUCUUAGCGACAUCGUUUCGGGAAUUAGCACAGGGCUGGUAGCUAUCCUGCAAGGCCUAGCAUUUGCUUUGUUGGCAAAUGUCCCUCCAAGUUAUGGACUCUAUGCAGCCUUUUUCCCCGUGGUUAUAUACUUCUUCUUUGGCACUUCCAGACAUAUAUCAGUCGGUCCUUUCCCCGUCCUGAGUCUGAUGGUAGGAGGAGCAGUUAUAAAUAUGGUCCAAGAUGAACCUGGGAACACCAACAUGCAAAUGAACAAUUCAUCAUUAGACCAGGAAAGAGUUAUGGUGGCAGCAUCUGUAACUGUCCUUGCUGGCAUCUUUCAGUUACUCCUGGGCGCCUUACGCAUCGGCUUCAUAGUUAUCUAUUUAUCUCAGCCAUUAAUCAGUGGAUUCACUACCGCUGCUGCAAUACAUGUUUUUGUGUCUCAACUGAAGUUUAUUUUUCAACUACAAGUCGAGCCAUAUAAUAAACCAUUGGGACUCAUAUGGACACUUAAAAGUAUAUUUGAGCAAAUCACCAACACCAACAUUGCGGACUUCGUCACUGCACUUAUUAUCUUAGUCAUUGUGACUGUGGUCAAGGAACUGAAUGAUCGUUACAAAGCCAAGCUCCCAAUACCUAUUCCUAUUGAAGUCAUCGUGACAGUCAUAGCAGCUGGGGUAUCUUAUGCCUUUGAUUUCAAAGAGAAAUUCCAGGUAGAUACUGUUGGGAACGUAGAGAUUGGGUUUCAGGCUCCGGUUUCACCAGAUAUGAAGUACUUUGAACGUUGCUUGGGAGACAGCUUCUCCAUUGCCAUUGUCGGCUUUGCUGUUGCCUUUUCAGUGGCUAAAGUUUAUUCCAUUAAGCAUGAUUACACCAUAGAUGCCAACCAGGAAUUAAUUGCCUUUGGAAUAAGCAACAUCUUUGGGGGGGUGUUCAAAGGAUUUGCUGCAAGCACUUCGCUGUCAAGGUCUGGAGUACAAGAGAGUACAGGAGGCAAGACCCAGGUUGCUGGACUCCUGUCAGCUAUUAUUGUCAUGAUUGCUAUCCUGGCCAUUGGCUAUCUCUUGGAACCACUGCAAAAGUCAGUCCUUGCAGCUUUGGUUCUUGGCAAUUUGAAGGGGAUGCUGAUGCAGUUCAAAGAGAUCGGAGUUUUGUGGAAAAAGGACAAGUAUGACUGUCUUAUCUGGAUUGUGACCUUCCUGGCUGCCUUUCUACUGGGGCUGGAUCUUGGUUUAGUGGCUGGACUUGGAUUUGAGCUCCUGACUGUUAUAUUCCGGGUCCAAUUUCCAAAAUGCACACUUUUGGCUAAAAUUGGAAGGAGUGACAUCUACAGAAACAGAAAAGACUACUCUGAUAUAUAUGAGCCAGAAGGAGUGAAAAUUUUCAGGUGCCCAUCUCCAAUCUUCUUUGCUAAUGUUGAUUUCUUCAAGGACAAAUUGACUGCCGCGGUUGGUUUUAAACCACUGAGGGUAUUACGGAAACGUAACAAAGCUCUAAGGAAAAUAAAGAAGAUGUUAUUGAAAGGAGAGCUUCAGGAAACUCCAAAAGGUUUUCUUUGUACCGUUACUAGUAUGACAGAUUCAGAUGAAGAGCUGGACAACAACAGGGUUGAAGAGCUGUAUCAGCCCCUAGAUACCAAAGAUUUGCCAAUUCAGAUAGACUGGAACGCAAGCCUACCUCCCAACAUCAGUGUUCCAAGAAUUGACAUUCACAGCAUCAUCCUCGAUUUCUCAGCAGUAUCAUUCCUUGAUGUUUCAGCUAUGAGAAUCAUUGGAGAGACUUUGAGAGAAUUCAUCCGGGUUGAUGUCGAAGUCUACAUUGUAGGCGCACACGAUGGCCUUCUGGAGAAGCUACAACAAUGUGGAUUUUUCAAUGAUGAAAUUAAGCCAUCCAUAUUUUUUCUGACCAUUCACGAUGCAAUUUUAUAUAUAUUGGUGAAGAAGGAUAUUGUAACCUGCUCAUCAAAACUCAAAGCCAUUAAGGAAAAUGAAAACAAAGAUCACUACAUAAUUAACACAAAUGGAGGACUGCGCAAUCGGGAGCUAACGGAAUCAUCAGAAACAAAACUGUAGAAGCACAAUUGGCAAAGAACCAUAGCGGAGUAUGAAAUUGUUGAGAAAAUGAAGGAAGCGUUGGCUCUCUAGCAGGUCUCCGCAUUGAGUGAUGUCAGAGUUGAAGCCCUGUCCCCCCUGCAGGUGCACAAGUCACACACAUAUACACACACAUGCCUGUACAAAAGGGGGUGGAGCUUCAACUGGAUGCCAUGCCUGCCAUCCGGCAGAUUUUGAUCCCUCCAUGGAUGCUCUGGCAUCAUAGGCAACCAUUUUUGCCUUGGAAAGCACUUUCUUAACCAGUUUAUAUGUGUAUACGAAUGUGUAUAUAAAAUAUUAUGUUAUAUGAAAAUCCUGAUCUCAAACAGUACUGAAGUAUCAAUCUUCAGUACCAAAAGAUUAAAUAUCAAUUUCAAUAUAGUUCCAUAUGCA
This is a messenger RNA of Candoia aspera, 2853 nucleotides long. It is a transcript of the gene SLC26A3, whose product is annotated as solute carrier family 26 member 3. Gene Ontology annotation, molecular function: bicarbonate transmembrane transporter activity; oxalate transmembrane transporter activity; chloride transmembrane transporter activity. Gene Ontology annotation, cellular component: plasma membrane. NCBI's taxonomy places the organism in Eukaryota, Metazoa, Chordata, Lepidosauria, Squamata, Candoiidae. Gene Ontology annotation, biological process: transmembrane transport. The transcript is spliced from 21 exons. The coding region runs from base 172 to 2442 and encodes 756 amino acids. The record is from RefSeq and is a predicted model, not a curated record.